Molecule: messenger RNA, 2733 nt
Organism: Closterium sp. NIES-65
Lineage: Eukaryota; Viridiplantae; Streptophyta; Zygnematophyceae; Desmidiales; Closteriaceae
Source: the annotation of a GenBank genome assembly
AUGUUGGGGGGGAGUGUUACUCAAAACUCUUCGCGGGCUUUUCCAGAAUCGGGAGGAAACGCCCCCUGGUGCGCGCACUGGGAAGGGAAAGGGGGAGGCUGGGGGAGAGAGGUGGAGGGGGGGCUGAAGGGAGUGUCAAGGGUCGACUCAACAAGUCAUCUCUUUCCCAGCGACCCCUUUCCCUUUCUACUCUUCAUCCGCCCCGUCCCCUCCCCUUCUCAUCUAAUCUGGCCUCCUCCUUUCCCUCCUUUCUUCCUUCCCCCGUCGCGCCCUCCGACCCGCCCUCCGCACGAGCAGUGGAAGCAGGCGGGCAUGUGGGUCGCAGGAGCGGCCGCAGCAGCCGUGGGCGUGCAAGUCAGCGCGCAAGUGCUUGAGGCACUUGACAAGGUCCCCUUCCUAGCGGACCUGGAGGUGCUGGUGGGUACGGGCGUGGCGCUCAACUUCCUCUCCUCCUACGUCCGCGGAGGGCCGGCGCGAGCGCGGGUGCAGGCGAGCAUAGACAGCAUAGUGGACGCCAUUAAAGGCUUCGACUCGCCCACCGACUCGGACCUUCAGCUGCAGCUGCAACAGCUUGUUGCCGACACCACCGUCGUCGCUACUCCCUCUCUCGCCUCCGCCUCCACCUCCUCCGCCUCCAUCUCCCCUUCCUCUUUCUCCUCCGCGUCAUCCUCCUCCUCCUCCUCGCCCUCCUCGCCCUCCUUCGCUGCUCGAAUUGCCGGUACGGGGCUGUUCAAGGCAAGGGGAGGGCAGAGCGCCAAGGAAGUGGGCAGGCAGGCGAGGCCAGCCGAGUUGACCUUCGGAGGGAUUAGGGAGGAGGGAGAGAGAGCAGAGGAAGGAGAAGAGGUGGUGCUGGUGAAGAAACAGUCGCUGAUCAGCCGGUUGGUGGAUUUUGUCCGGGGCAAGGAGGUCAAGACAAAACGUGCCACCCUCGCGCUGCAGGCCGAGGCCGCCCGGUCGCAGGCGCUGCAGUCCCGGGCGGCGGAUCUGAACCAGUCGCUGCAGGCCAGCAAGCGGGCGGCGCAGGCUGCCGCCCAGAAGCUGGAGGAGCUGCGGGCGGCGAACGGGCGGCUGCAGGCGGAGCGGAGCGAGUCCCGGGCGGCAAUGGGCGGACUACAGCAGGAAGUGGCGUCGCUGUCUGCCGCCCUGGGGAGCCUCACAGCUGACACAGACGCUCUGAAGCAGUCCAAGGAGAAGUUGGCGUCCAAGGUGCAGGCAGCACUCACGGACAACCAGUCUCUGCAGGCCAGCCUGGCAUCGGCGAAAUCCCGGCAGCAGCAGCAGGUGGCGGCGGCAGAGGCGAUGCGCGCCCAGCUGAGAGCCGCCGAGGCCACGCUGGGUGAAAGGGAGGAGGUGCUCCGAAGGGCGCAGGCGGAGAGCGCGCAGGAGAAGACGACGUACGCCGCCCGGCUUGAGGGCGUGAAGAGGGAGAGGGACGAGGCACAGGCAGCGGUGGUGGUGGUGGAGGCGCGGCUGGCAGCACUGGAAGCAAAGCUGCAGCAAGCAGCACAGACCCGCACGGAGAUCUUCAAGAACAACGCCGAGCUCAAAGCCAGGCUGGAGUCCGUCUUGCAGCAAAACCGCGACCUUGCCACCCAGGCCGCCCGGAUGGAGGAGAGCGGGCGGCAGGUUUCGGCGGUAUUCGAGCAGCGGGAGGGUGCGCUGGUGCAGCAGAUCCGGAACCGGGAGGCUGAGUUGGCGGCGCAGAAGAAACGGGCGGCUGCUGAGCUGGCGGGGGUGGAAUCCAGGCUGGAAGGGGAGCUGAGGAAGGCUGAGGAGGAGAAGCAGAAAUACAUGCAGGCUUGUGAUUGGCUGGAGAAGCAGCUUGCUUCUCUCAAGGCGGAGAAUGAGACGACGAUUGCCGACCUUCGCUCGUCUCUGGCUUUUGCCGAGCAACGGGCCAAGGAGGAGGGUGCCAAGGUGGUUCAGCUGCGCGCUGAGCUGGACAAGCAGACGAAAGAUGCUGACCGGCACAAGGCGGCGCUGAAAAAGAAGGUGGCUGAGCUGGAGGGCAAGCUGGGAUCCAGCCAAUCACAGCUCUCCAUUGCCGAGAAGGCUCUUGCCACUGCCACGGCUGCAGCCAAUCGUGUGAAGACAGCUGGACUGGCGGGACUGGUGGUGCCGGCUGUAGCGCCUAGUAAGGGGGCAGCUGUAGCAGGAGCAGGAGCAAUGGCAGGCAAAGCUGUGACAGAAAAGGAGCAAGGGAGGAAGAGUGGGAAGGCUGUAGUGGUGAGCAAGAAGCAGCAGGAGGAGAAGGAGAGGGAGCAGGAGAGGGCGGGGGGGAUGAGGGAGGGUGACCUAAAGGUGUAUGCACGGGCCAUCUUCCCUGCAUAUGUGGAUGUGAGGGGACCGGCUUUGGAACAGACCCGAGGAGUCAACGCUCUCGUGCUGGACAUGGUGAGCAAGGGAGCGGAGGAGCAGUGGGCGAGGAAGCAUGUGACAGAGUCUCUGCUCAAGCCCGCCCUGGCUGCUGCUGAUGCUGCCGCUGCUGCGAAGACUAGCAGUGGUGCUGGCAGUGACAAGGCAGGCAAGAAGCGCGUGAGCAAGGAGGCGUUGCAGUCGUAUGCGAGGGCCAUCCAGCACGCCUAUAUCGACGAUUCCAUUCCAGUCAAGGAGCAGCAGGCAGGCAUGCAGCUGCUCGUGCAGGAGUUGGUGGCGAUGGGAGGAGAGGAGGAGUGGGCUCGCAGCUUCGUGCAUGACUCCAUGGCCGCCACACCUGCCAGCCCGCGCAAGUGA